This is a messenger RNA of Rubroshorea leprosula, 1337 nucleotides long. The record is from the annotation of a GenBank genome assembly. NCBI's taxonomy places the organism in Eukaryota, Viridiplantae, Streptophyta, Magnoliopsida, Malvales, Dipterocarpaceae.
GUUGACUCCAUUAAUGUCUCUUCAUUUCUUCUUGUUCUUUUUUUUUUUUUUGGUGAAAAUAGGUAAUGAAUCUUCUUGUUCUUCUUUUGAUCCUAUUCAUCAUGUUGCAAGUCAUGACGGGAUGCAGCUUGCUCCAUCUCAGCUAUAUCCCUUGCCUGGCGGCCAACGAGGUUGAGUUUCCGUUAAAAGAAGAUGAUUCCGAGGAUAUGGUCAUUUUCCAACUCCUCAGCAAUCCGCUUACUCGCGGAUGGUCUUCCUUAGACCUUACGGUCGCCGAUGUUGAAGGCAAGCCCGGUAUGGAAGCCAUAGGAUUGGCUCAACCGAUGGCUCCAAUCGAAGCGCCUUUGGGAAUCGAAAGCAUUUCUAUGGAGAGUGGGAGGGGGAGCGCUAUUUUGUUGGCAGGGAAUAAUGGAAAACGCUUACGGAGGGUGAAUCAGAAGGUUCCGAAAGGGAGGCAUUACAGAGGAGUGAGGUGGAGGCCAUGGGGGAAGUUUGCGGCGGAGGUCCAUGAUCUGGGGAAGAAUGGCGCUAGAGCGUGGCUGGACGAUAGAGUUGGAUUGCGUAUGGUCCAUUCAUGUUCUGACGAGGAAGAUAAAUCCCCCAAUGGAAGGUUCAAAAGUAUUAUUACUGGUUGGGAGAAGGGUGAACUCCUGGGCCGUGGGUCUUUUGCAUCCGUGUACGAAGGGAUUUCUCAUGAUGGAUUCUUUUUUGCCCUAAAAGAAGUUUCAUUGCUUGAUCAAGGAAGUCAAGAAAGGCAGAGUAUUUUCCAACUUGAGCAGGAGAUUGAACUUUUAAGUCAGUUUGAACAUGAAAACAUAGUUCAGUAUUAUGGCACUGAUAAGGAUGAGUCACAAUUAUAUAUCUUCCUUGAGCUAAUGACAAAAGGCUCCCUUUUACGUAUCUAUCAGAGGUAUCACCUCAGAGAUUCUCAUGUCUCUUUCUAUACAAGACAGAUUCUGCAUGGACUGAAGUAUCUUCAUGACCGAAAAGUGAUUCAUAGGGAUAUUAAAUGUGCGAAUAUAUUAGUGGAUGCAAAUGGAUCCGUGAAACUUGCAGAUUUUGGAUUGGCUAAGGCCACUAAAUUGAACGACGUCAAAUCUUGCAGAGGCACUGCAUUUUGGAUGGCUCCAGAGGUUUGGCUUUACACUUCCUCUUAGAAUCAAUAAAUGUUUGUUGUGUGAAUCAAUGCUGACUUAUGAUUGACGUUGUGGUUAACAUUAUAUAUAGUCUUUCUGAUUAUAAGUUGUGUAAUUAUAGGUAGUAAAUCUGAGAAACCAAGGCUAUGGCCUUGCUGCUGAUAUAUGGAGCCUUGGUUGUACUGUAUUGGAGAUGUUAAC